Molecule: messenger RNA, 4380 nt
Organism: Osmia lignaria (orchard mason bee)
Lineage: Eukaryota; Metazoa; Arthropoda; Insecta; Hymenoptera; Megachilidae
Product: polycomb protein Sfmbt
Biological process (GO): heterochromatin formation; negative regulation of DNA-templated transcription
Cellular component (GO): nucleus
Molecular function (GO): chromatin binding; zinc ion binding
Source: RefSeq, a predicted model, not a curated record
ACUUGUUUUCCUACGCUAUGUAAUAUGUUCGCGCGUUAAAUUGCAUCGUAACUCAUGAUCUUGGGAUUGAAUACUUUUUACAGGAUAUGGUGUAUCUUCAAAGAGGAACUUCUUCUUUUGAAAAAUGUUUCCUAGUGGAAAAGGAAUGGAUAUUUGUAUGAAUUCAGUGUAUGCUUCCAUCCCUGGAUUACCGGAAUUAGGGAUGGUAUGGAUGGGAGAUAUGAUGGUACAUGGAGAACCUACACAUGAACUUAUGUUGGAUCCUCGUCAAGCAGAAAGUCCAUUCUUCUCUCAUGGUUCAAAUCCAUACGAAGACAUUAGAAAUCAUCAAAUUGCACCUACUACUAUGGUACGGUAUUUACCACCUCAGUUUUCUAAUGAAUGUUCUGAACCUGAUGAAGCUAUGGAAGCUGUUGAUGCCCAGGAAAUACAACAGGAAUAUGAUUCACAGUCUGAAAGACAAGAAAUGGCAGAGUAUUUAACAUUAGAAGAUUACAUGGGUGAUGAAGAACGGGAACAAGUUGUAAACAAUGCAGCAACCCAAACUACUCAAGACAAUCGUAAUAGGAAAAUAAAACCUAUAAAACAUCCUGGGCUUGUUUUAAAAACACCCAUUGCAUACCAACCUCAUACAGACUUAAAUUUUAUUCCUAUUCGUAAAGAUGGUAUAGCUGUUUGCGAAAAAUGUGGUGCUAUUGGUGUAAAACAUGCAUUUUACACGAAAGAACGUAGAUUCUGUAGUAGAGCGUGUGCAAGAUCUUCGGAACAUACCGCUCCUACUGCUGACUCUACGUAUAGUCCAUCACAUUCAGUAGAGACACCUGUAUCUGUAAAUCCAUCUUCUCCAAGUGAAUCUAAAUUAAUAAAGAAUACUGUAGUAAAAGAAGAAGCAGAUGUAAAGGAAACAAUUGAAUUAGAAAAAGAAAAAGAAAAAGUGAUAUCUGAACCAGUGAUGCCAGAGGAUUUACCUGUAAGAAGGAAAAGAACUGCUGAUAUGGCAGGUUCUUAUGACUGGACCCCACAACUGGUUGAACCUGGUUUUUGUGCUGCCCCAGUGUCUUGCUUUAAACAUGCACCUAUAUCGGAAAUAUGGGAUAAUAUAACGGUCGGAAUGAAAGUAGAAGUGGAGAAUACAGAUUGUGAUGAAGUAUGCGAAGCUUUCCCAGAUUCGUUUUGGGUGGCCACUGUAUUACGUAUAUCUGGGUACAGAGCUUUAUUAAGGUACGAGGGUUUCGGGCUUAAUGCCGAUAAAGAUUUUUGGGUAUCACUGUGCUCGAAUGAUAUACAUCCGGUAGGUUGGUGUGCAACCAUUGGAAAACCACUCAUUCCACCUAAUACAAUUGCUAACAAGUACAAAGACUGGAAGGAUUUUCUAAUGAGACGAUUGACAGGAGCAAGAACACUGCCAACUAAUUUUUAUAAUAAAGUUAAUGAUAGUAUGAAAUCGCGUUUUAGAUGUGGACUUCAUUUGGAAGUAGUAGAUAAAAAUAGAAUCUCGCAGGUAAAGGUAGCAACAAUACAAAAGAUUGUCGGUAAACGUUUACAUGUAAGAUACUAUGACUCACCACCUGAAGACAAUGGCUUUUGGUGCCACGAAGAUUCUCCUCUUAUACACCCUGUUGGCUGGGCGAAAAGAGUAGGACAAACGUUGGAUGCAUAUCCGGAAUAUUUGGAACGCGUGUCGAAAUCAAAAUUAUGCGAAGACGAUGCAACAGAAGAUCUUUUUUAUGUGCCAAAGAAUCAUCAUUUACAUCUUGGAUACACAUUUCGAGAAGGAAUGAAAAUAGAAGCCAUUGAUCCCCUUAAUCUCUCUGCCAUAUGUGCAGCAACGGUUAUGCAAGUUUUAAAAGAGGAUUAUAUAAUGAUUCGUAUAGAUAGUUACGACGAAGAUGCAAGCGGUGCUGAUUGGUUUUGUUAUCAUUCAUGUUCUCCUUGUAUUUUUCCAAUUGGAUUCUGUUCGCAACAUGGUUUACCGCUUACACCACCAAAGGGAUACGAUCCAACUACAUUUACAUGGGACGCGUAUUUAACAGAGACAAAUACUGUACCCGCUCCGGUGCAAUUAUUUAAUAGGGAAAUACCUCAACACGGAUUUAUCGAAGGAAUGAGGCUCGAAGCAGCUGACCUAAUGGAUCCUAGAUUAGUUUGUGUUGCUACUAUUACUAGGGUAAUUGGAAGGUUAUUAAGAGUACACUUUGAUGGUUGGGAGGACGAAUAUGAUCAAUGGCUAGAUUGUCAAAGUCCUGACAUUUAUCCAGUUGGAUGGUGUGAUCUUGUUGAUCAUAAACUAGAAGGGCCCCGUGUACUCAAUAAAAACACUAGUCCUACUGUAAAAUCACCGAGAGGCCUUAAACGUAAAGCUAAGCGAAAAUUGAAGAAAAGCAGUAAAGUUUCCUGCGCGAAAAACAUUCUACCUCGUCACAGUGAACGUAUUAGUAUGGCUCGUGAACGUGAACGAGAAGUAGAGCCUGCCCAGGGAAUAAAAAUCGAGAGAGAACGUGACUUGGAAAGUUUACCGGAACAAAGAAACAGGGAACCAGAGCCAGCAGAAGAACCAGCUGGGCCUGAUCAAACUCUGCCUAGUCCUACUACUGGACAGGGUCAAGCAUUAAACGAUACUCAAAGUGAAAUACAAAACCCUCCACCGCCAAAAGAAAGAACUGCAACAACUUAUGUUAAUGUAACAUCUGCCACUAAUAAGUACAUCCCAAGGUUAGCAGAUGGUGUUCAAAAAAGUUCUGAAUCUGGUGAUUUAGUGCCAUCUGAAUGGAAUGUGUUUGAUGUUGCACAAUUUCUUCGUGUUAAUGAUUGUGCAACGUAUUGCGAUAAUUUUAGUAGACGUAAAAUAGAUGGAAAAACUUUGUUGACACUCACUAAGGACCAAAUAAUAGACCUAACAGGUUUUAAAGUUGGUCCUUCUUUAAAAAUAUAUGAUCUUAUUCAACAAUUGAAAAUCAAAGUGAAUCCAGCUCAGGAAAGGUUGAAAUUAGGAUUGAAAAAGUUAUUAUAACAAAAAUAGUACAUAGUUAAUACUAUGAAUAAGUUUCAUCAUUGCAUAAAAUAAACAUGGAUUUACAGGUAAGGCAUGUAGAUGCAAAUAAUUAAGAAUUUAAACUUCACUGUGGUUAUAGACAUUCUUUGUUAUAUGCUUUAAGAAUAAAAGGUACAUAUAUAUGUAUAUGCAUAAUAUACGUAUAUAUGUAUAUAGACAUGCAUACGUAAGAAAAAAAAGUGAAACAAAAAAUCUCAUUCUAUUGUCGAAGUUAUGAUUAAAGGAAAGAAUUAUUUCGUUUUGGGCAUGAAUUAAACGUCAUAAACAGUUACGGAUAUGAUUUGAGGAAUCACGCUAUUAUUAUAAUACAUAUAUGUACUAUAAACUAAAAGAUAAUAAAAUAAUUAUUUUGAUAUUUUUAAAUAUGUAGCUAGAAAUAUUCCAGAAUGAAUUGAUCCGACUUAUUAUUUUUAAUUUUACACAGCAAGUAUAAAUACUAAUCACCCGAUAAGAAAAGAUCAAAAUUCAGUCUAUGGUAAUAUUCACGUGUAUGCAAUUUGUUAUCAUAAAAAAUGUUAAGAGAGUUCAUGUAAGCAUAUUGCAUUUAUACAUUCUUAUAAAUAUGAGAAAUUAUUUUAUUAUCGAGGUAAAUUUUUCUUUAGAACGCCGUUAUUUGUAAAUCCAUGCAUUCAUGUUGACCUACAUUGAUUACAGGUGCAUGAACCACGUUUAAAAGGUUUUCUUUUUUUGUUUUUUAAAUAAAAAUUUCUAAAGCGUAAUUUAUCAUAACAUUUUAGGAGUAAAUCAACAAAGGUAUAUUAAAAUAGAAAGUAAAAAUAUAGUAACAUGAAUAAUAAAGUACAAACUAACUCUUGGGUAUUAAUUCAUUACAGUUCUAAUCACGUUUGCCUUAAUGAUAUAAUUCACAUUACUAAAAUAGUUUUACAUAUUUUAAUAAAUUUGUUGAUUUACCCUUCGCUGAAACCAAGAAGUACAUGUCUGUACAUAAGAAAAGAACGAAAUGGUCAACUUCUAAUCUUGUAAAUAUAGCAUUUAGCACAGUAUUAAGUUUAGCUAACUUUUUGAAGAAAAUAAAAGGAAACGUAACCGCAGUGUACAAGAAGUGUAACUAUUGGAAAGUGGUUGAUGCAUUUGUAUAUCAAAUAUUGUAUCUAUAUGUAGCUUUAUAAUCAUUACAGUAAAUCAAACCAGUCGAGCAAAGUCUAAGGCUGAUUUUGUCUUAGACUUUUUAAAUACUAUUUUUAGUACGAUAGAGUAACAUGGUUACUCUGCUUAUUUAUUCAACAUUUUGGAAUCUCACUAGGUACCGAUCUCGAUUUGGUACCUAAAAUUGUUUAGCAGUUAAUUCAUAAAAUGUUAAACAUGAA